AACAGGAAGUAAUAUCACAAGUCAUUUUAUCUAAAUAAAUUUAAUACACAACGAAUUGUGUGCUCUUAAAUAAAUAUUCAAUAGUCGAAAUUGCCAUCCAUUGUAUAUCGCAUACAUUUAGAUUUGGGAUUUUACAUUUGUUUCACGCUUUUUACAAGUCGAAAAUACUAAGGCGAUAUAUGGUUACGUCUUAAAUCUCUCGUUACGCCCUACUUAGGCAGCUUAUGUAGUCAACAUAUAAAGUAACUCGUACACACUUAGUAGUGCACUAAACGAGGAUAGCUUUGCUGUUUGUUAUUCGGCCACCGGUCUUGUAGAGUGACGUUAGCAUGGCAAAGCCUGAAUUCAUUUCAGAAGAGAUUCAGAGGUACAUUGUGAAAGAAGCUCCACCGACUGUGUACUACAUCCCUGAGUUUAUAUCAGAAGCAGAAGAGGAGUAUCUCAUACAGCAGGUGUACAAUGCUCCCAAACCUAAAUGGACACAGCUGUCAGGAAGGAGGCUGCAGAACUGGGGAGGUCUUCCACAUCCGAAGGGGAUGAUCGCAGAGAAACUGCCGGACUGGCUACUGAGAUACACGGAGAAGAUCUCAGGCCUCGGAGCGUUUGAUGGGAAAAGCGCCAAUCAUGUGCUGGUGAACGAGUACAGACCAGAGGAGGGAAUCAUGCCUCAUGAAGAUGGGCCUCUGUACCACCCCACAGUAACGACCAUCACUCUAGGUUCUCACACGCUGCUUGACUUCUACAGACCCGUCGAUCAAACGCAGACUGACGUUCCUCAGACAGAGGAGAGCCGCUACGUGAUGUCGUUGUUGCUGCGGCGUCGCAGUCUCCUGAUCCUGCAGGAUGAGUUGUACAAGCGAUACCUUCACGGGAUCAGCGGCGUCGCUAUGGAUACGCUAACAGAACGUGUGGCGAACCUGUCGAUAGCAGGAGGGCGGGUGGGCGAGACCCUAUCCCGCGAAACCAGAAUCUCCCUUACCAUCCGGCACGUGCCCAAAGUCUGCCGCGCCAACCUGCUGCUCGCCAGGAAGUGACACGAUCAUCACAGAGCUGCUCAGACCAGGAAGUGACUCUCUCUCGCUCUCUCACAGAGCCGGUGUGACACAUGUCCGACUAUAAAGCGACACGCUUGGACACAUGGGCAUCCAAGUAGCGAGCAGGAAGGGACGUGACUUGAUGUGACAGGACUCGUAUUUCAGGAACUGUCUACCUGCCCAGAUUAAAAAAAAAAGAAUUUCUAAUAAACUAAUUAUGUCUGUUGCUGUGAGGUUUCCGGUGCAAUUCUGCUUCUGAUUCAGAUUCGUUCACGUUCGUUUGUUCCACCGCGGGCGCCACCCUCGUGUCAUCUGGAGAAGGGGUUUAACAUUUUAGGACUUUUCUAGUUUUCAGGUUGUCCAGAUUUCGGCUACCUUAACUACCAUCUAAAUCCUAAAAUUGUACUACAACUCUGCUGCAGGAUCAUCUCUUCCCUUAUUCAGUUUAAUACCUUUAACAAUUCUACAGAACUUAAAGGUGUGUCAUUUCGUUAAAAAGAAAUACAACAUGCUAUAGCCACAAUUUUACACUUCACCUUAGAAAAACUUUGAUUCGCCACAUUCCCAUGCUGUAGUCCCUUUGUUUCGUACAUCUUUUCAUACUGUAUAUUGUUUCAUUUUUUUUCCUGGCCCAGCAUUAAGCUCCGCCCUCAUAUGAUUCACACAUUCAAGGUGUUUUUAUCGCAAGACCGUUGAGGACGUUGGAUUAAUAUUAACAACUGCCCCUUUAAUAUUUACACUGCCUUCAUAAGUUCUUCCUUCACUAAAACCUUUUUCUUUUUGCCACGCCCACAGUUCCUUAAAUAACUUUUACACGCAGGACCUUCCUUCCCCUCACACUUCAUCAUCUCUCUCUGGCCGUCAACUUUCACAGCUUUUUCUUGUGAUGCUCGUUUGCAUUAACAACUUUAGUUAUUAUUGAGUUUCUGAAAAUUAUUAGAGACAAAUACAGUCGGGUUCAUCGCAGCCAUUUUCAUACAUACACACACACACACACACACCCCAUCACGGGACUCUAACAUAAUUACAAACAUAAGGAUUUCCUUUAAUACUUGGACAGAAAUCCUUUGCAGUCAUCAUCUGGAGCCCUUGGACAUGACCAAAUGCUGAGUUCCCCCCCUCGAGGUACUUCGCCUUUGCUUUACAGCCUUCAGCUGUAAGUGAAAUGCUUUAUUAGUUUGAAACUGAAGAAUAUGAGAUUUCGUUGCCUUGGGAUGAUUUAAGUCAUUAUCCAUCUCCAGCAUAAAGUGAUGUCAUGUCAGUUUUUUUUUUUUUAUGUCAGAGUCAAGUAUAUCCCUGUACACUUAAGAAUUCCUCCUGAUACUUUUUUUUUUAUCAGCAGUCAGGUCAUCAAUAAACACCAGUGACUUGGUUCCAUCAGCAGCUAAACACACAUUUGUGGAAUAAUUCAGCCUCCACUGUGAUGUGAUGCUUUCAUCAGGAGCUGUUCCUUUCUCCUUCCGUCAUUCUGGUACAAGUUAAUCUUAGUUUCAUCUAAGGAAAUCUGCCAACGUCUAAUCUGGCCUAUCUGUUCUUGGGUGUUAUCAGCGGUUUGCACCUUGCUGUGUGUAUUUACUUCAUAAAGGCCAUCUUUUGACUGUAGACUGUCUGUAGACAAUGACACGCCUACCACCUCAAAAGUGUAAAAGCUAGACGUUGUGAACAUUUUUGUUCUUUACCCUGGAUGGAAUUCUGCAGUCAUUCCCUUUAGUUGUCUUCUGUGGUUCUCCAGGCCGUUUGUCAUUGUUGAGCUUGCCAGUUAUUUCCUUCUUUUGAGAAUGUUCGAGACUGUUGCAUGGGCCACACCCAAUGUUUUUGCCCAACAGUUUAUUUUGAUUGUUUCAUUUUAAAUACAAUGUGUGCAACGGCUAAGCAUAUUUUUCAUUCAAAAAUGUAUGCAUCUGAUUGUCAAAUCUUUUCUUACUUUAGCAGCAACAUGAAAACUGACAUUUUUUUAUCAUGAUCAUUUGGCCUUUAAAUGCAUCCCAAAUUAAUUGUGAUUGUGGUGAUUUUAAAGAUUAGCCUGUCCUCCAUGAGAGUAAUUGUGAAUUUCUAUUUUUUUAUUCAUGCACUUAUUAAAGAAAAUUGUAGUACUACAAACCAUAAUAACAGUGUUGUGUCCAUGUUAUUAGUUUCAUGUAUUAUGUACAAUAUUUAUGUAUUAUCUGUAUAAAAAUACCUGACUACAG
Clarias gariepinus (North African catfish) is the source of this 3223-nucleotide messenger RNA. It is a transcript of the gene alkbh6, whose product is annotated as alkB homolog 6. Bases 330 to 1034 code for a protein of 234 amino acids. The transcript is spliced from 6 exons. NCBI's taxonomy places the organism in Eukaryota, Metazoa, Chordata, Actinopteri, Siluriformes, Clariidae. The record is from RefSeq and is a predicted model, not a curated record.